UUUACUGACUCAUUUCAUGCAUCAUACCCAGAAUGCACAGAGAGACACUAAAAUAGCGAGAUUUCAGGUAUCAUGGCGAGCGCGGCCACUUCUUGUUGAAACAUCACGUUUGACAUUCCGAAAGGAUUUAUCUAUACCUUUAUUUAAGUCUCAUGAAGAAAGGUGAAGUACUGAUGUCCUGCUAAGCAACGCCGGAAGAAGGCUGGGUCCGCGGUCAUGGCAGCGUCUGAGCUAUAUACAAAGUACGCCCGGGUGUGGAUCCCUGACGCCGAGGAUGUGUGGAAAUCCGCAGAACUCGCCAAGGACUACAAGCAGAAGGACACUGCGCUGCAUCUGCAGCUGGAGGAUGAAACGACUUUGCAGUACAAAUUAGACCCCAAAACGAAGAACUUGCCUCACCUCCGGAACCCUGACAUCUUGGUGGGGGAGAAUGACCUCACGGCCCUCAGCUACCUGCACGAACCUGCCGUUCUCCACAACCUCAAAGUUCGCUUCAUCGACUCCAAGCUCAUUUACACUUACUGCGGUAUCGUCUUGGUGGCAAUCAACCCGUAUGAAACCCUCCCCAUUUAUGGAUCGGACAUCAUCAAUGCCUACAGUGGGCAGAACAUGGGGGACAUGGAUCCCCACAUCUUCGCGGUGGCAGAGGAGGCCUACAAGCAGAUGGCCAGGGAUGAGAGGAACCAGUCCAUCAUCGUGAGCGGGGAGUCUGGAGCUGGGAAGACCGUCUCUGCCAAGUACGCCAUGCGCUAUUUCGCCACCGUCAGCGGCUCCGCCAGCGAAGCCAACGUGGAGGAGAAGGUGCUGGCAUCCAACCCCAUCAUGGAGGCUAUCGGAAAUGCCAAGACCACCAGGAACGACAACAGCAGCCGUUUCGGGAAGUACAUCGAGAUUGGCUUUGACAAGCGGUACCACAUCAUUGGGGCCAACAUGAGGACCUACCUGCUGGAGAAGUCCAGAGUGGUUUUCCAGGCAGAUGAAGAAAGAAACUAUCACAUCUUCUACCAGCUGUGCGGCUCUGCCAAUUUGCCGGAUUUCAAAGACCUAAAAUUAGCCAGAGCAGAUAACUUCCACUACACAAACCAGGGCCGGAACCUCAUCAUCGACGGCGUGGAGGAUGCAAAGGAGAUGCUCACCACACGCAAUGCCUUCUCCUUAUUAGGAAUCAACGAAUCCUAUCAAAUGGGACUUUUCAAAGUCUUGGCUGCUAUUCUACAUCUUGGCAACGUGGAGGUGAAAGACAGAGACUCAGACAGCAGCAGCAUCCCGCCGAACAACAAGCACCUGACCGUCUUCUGUGACCUCAUGGGGGUUACGUACCAAGACAUGUCCCACUGGCUGUGUCACAAGAAGCUGAAGACGGCCACGGAGACCUACAUCAAGCCCGUCCCCAAGCUGCAGGCCAUCAAUGCCCGCGACGCCCUCGCCAAGCACAUCUAUGCCAAGCUCUUCACCUGGAUCGUGGACCACGUCAACGAGUCCCUCCACUCCACGGUCAAGCAGCACUCCUUCAUUGGAGUGCUUGACAUCUACGGGUUUGAGACCUUUGAAAUUAACAGCUUUGAGCAGUUCUGUAUAAACUACGCCAACGAGAAGCUACAGCAGCAAUUUAACAUGCACGUCUUCAAACUGGAACAGGAGGAGUACAUGAAGGAGCAGAUUCCCUGGACCCUUAUCGACUUCUACGAUAAUCAGCCAUGCAUCAACCUGAUCGAGGCGAAGAUGGGGGUCCUGGACCUUCUGGAUGAAGAGUGCAAGAUGCCCAAAGGAUCAGAUGAGUCAUGGGCCCAGAAGCUCUACAACACACACCUGAAGAAGUGCGCCCUGUUCGAGAAACCCCGUAUGUCCAACAAGGCCUUCAUCAUCCAACACUUUGCCGACAAGGUGGAGUACCAGUGUGAAGGUUUCCUGGAGAAAAAUAAAGACACCGUCAAUGAAGAGCAGAUACACGUGCUGAAGGCCAGCAAGUUUGAUCUGCUGGUGGAGCUCUUCCAGGACGACGAGAAGACCUCUAGUCCCACAGGGCCGUCUCCGGGGGGCCGCACUCGGCUAAGUGUGAAGCCCGACAAGAGCCGGGGGGGCCAGUCCAGUAAGGAGCACAAGAAGACCGUGGGCCUGCAGUUCCGCAACUCGCUGCAGCUAUUGAUGGAAACCCUGAAUGCCACGACUCCCCACUAUGUCCGCUGCAUCAAGCCAAAUGACUUCAAAUUCCCUUUCACGUUUGACCCCAAGAGGGCGGUACAGCAGCUGAGAGCUUGUGGUGUGCUAGAAACCAUCCGAAUCUCUGCAGCCGGCUUCCCAUCCAGGUGGACCUAUCAGGAGUUCUUCAGCCGCUAUCGGGUCCUGAUGAAGCAGAAGGAUGUGCUGACUGACAAGAAGCUCACCUGCAAGAAUGUCCUGGAGAGGCUUGUCCAGGACCCGGACAAGUACCAGUUUGGCAAGACCAAGAUCUUCUUCCGCGCGGGUCAGGUGGCCUACCUGGAGAAGCUGCGAGCGGACAAGCUCCGUGCAGCCUGUAUCCGCAUCCAGAAGACCAUCCGCUGCUGGCUGGCGCGCAAGAAGUACCUGCGCAUGAAGAAGGCCGCCAUCACCAUUCAGAGACACGUGCGGGGCUACCAGGCGAGAUGUCUGGCCAAAUUCCUGCGCCGGACAAGGGCCGCCAUCAUCAUCCAAAAGUGCCAGCGCAUGUACGUGGCGAGGGAGCUCUACAGACGCAAGCGUGCCGCCGCUAUCGCCCUCCAGUGCCUCCUGCGGGCGUACAUGGCAAGGCAGCUGUACCAGGCGUUGCUCCGGGAGCACAAAGCCAUCAUCAUCCAGAAGUGGGUGCGUGGCUGGCUGGCGCGGCAGUGGUUCAAGCGCUCGCUGGCGGCGAUCGUGUACCUGCAGUGCUGCGUGCGCCGCAUGAAGGCCAAGCGCGAGCUCAAGAAGCUGAAGAUCGAGGCGCGCUCCGUGGAGCACUUCAAGAAGCUCAACAUCGGCAUGGAGAACAAGAUCAUGCAGCUGCAGCGUAAGGUGGAUGAGCAGAGCAAGGAGAACAAGUCCCUGAGCGAGCGCCUGACCGGGCUGGAGAACACCUACACCAUCGAGGGCGAGCGGCUGCGCGGCGAACUUGCGCGCCUCCGCGGCUUCGAGGAGGAGGCCAAGAGCAACGCCAGUCGCGUGGUCAGCCUGCUGGAGGAGCUGGUCCGGCUGCGCAAGGAGCUGGAGGCCACGCAGUCUGAGAAGAAGGUCAUCGAGGACUGGGCGGACAAGUACCGCAACGAGAUGGAGGCGAUGGUGGCUGAGCUGAAGGAGCAGAACAACCUUUUAAAGAGUGAAAAGAACAACCUGAACCGGCUGAUCCAGGAGCAGGACCAGGUGAUGACAGACAAAAUGCAGAAGGCCCUGGCGGAGCAGACCAAGGAGCUGGAGAAUGACCUGAACGAGGAGCGCACACGUUAUCAGAACCUGCUGUCGGAACACCUGCGCCUGGAGGAGCGCUACGACGACCUGAAGGAGGAGAUCACCCUUACUGUGGCUGUCCCCAAGCCAGGCCACAGAAGAACCGACUCCACACACAGCAGCAACGAGUCCGAGUGCACGUACAACUCUGAGAUAGCAGAGUCUGAAGAGAGCUCUCGUGGGCGUGAGGAUGUCACCAAGGCGCCUCUGGACAUGUCGCUGUUCCUCAAGCUGCAGAAGAGAGUGACUGAGCUGGAGCAGGAGAAGCAGUCGCUGCAGAACGAGCUGGACCGGAAAGAUGAGCAGUUCCAGCGGGCAAGGGCCAGGGAUGAAGAGGAGCACAAGAAGUCGCGGGGAGCAGAGCUGGAAUAUGAAUCUCUGAAGCGGCAGGAGCUGGAGUCGGAAAACAAGAAGCUGAAGCACGACCUGAACCAGAUCCGCCAAUCCAUGAGCGGCAUCGCCGGAGCCUCCUCCGCCGCCCCAGGCUCGCCCGCCUACAAGGUGCUCCUGGACCAGCUCAACGCCUCCAAUGAGGAGCUGGAGGUGCGCAAGGAGGAGGUUCUGAUCCUGCGCUCCCAGCUGGUCAGCCAGAAGGAGGCGCGGCAGCACAAGGUGAGGGCCGGGGCCCCGCAGGCUGGCGUGUCAUUUUGGGAUGACAAGGACCUCAUGGAGCAGCUGGAGAAGCAGGACAAGACUGUCCGCAAGCUCAAGAAGCAGCUGAAGGUGUUUGCCAAGAAGAUUGGCGAGUUGGAAGUUGGGGGUCAAGUGGAGAACAUUUCCCCUGGACAGACCGUGGAUGAGCCAAUCCGGCCAGUCAACAUCCCUCGCAAGGAGAAGGACUUCCAGGGCAUGCUGGAGUACAAGAAGGAUGAUGAGCUGAAGCUGGUGAAGAAUCUGAUCUUAGAACUGAAACCACGAGGUGUGGCCGUCAACAUGAUCCCAGGCCUGCCGGCCUACAUCCUGUUCAUGUGUCUGCGCCAUGCCGACUACCUCAACGACGACCAGAAAGUUCGCACACUGCUCACCAGCUCUAUCAAUAGCAUCAAGAAGAUCUUAAAGAAAAGAGGAGAUGACUUUGAGACGGUCUCUUUCUGGCUCUCCAACACCUGCCGUUUCUUGCAUUGUCUGAAGCAGUACAGCGGGGAGGAGGCAUUCACGAAAUACAACACAAAUAAGCAGAACGAUCACUGCCUGAACAACUUUGACCUGGCGGAGUACCGGCAGGUUCUGAGCGACCUGGCCAUCCAGAUCUACCAGCAACUCAUCAAGUGCAUGGAGAACAUUCUGCAGCCCAUGAUAGUCUCAGGAAUGCUGGAGCACGAGACCAUCCAAGGCGUGUCAGGCGUGAAGCCCACCGGCCUGCGGAAGCGGACAUCUAGCAUCGCCGAUGAGGGCACCUACACCCUGGACUCCAUCCUCCGCCAGCUGAACUCCUUCCACUCCAUCAUGUGCCAACACGGCACCGACCCGGAGCUCAUGAAGCAGGUGGUCCGCCAGCAGUUCUACAUCAUCGGCGCCGUCACCCUUAACAACCUGCUGCUGCGGAAGGACAUGUGCUCCUGGAGCAAGGGGAUGCAGAUCAGGUACAACGUCAGCCAGCUGGAGGAGUGGCUCAGGGACAAGAACCUGAUGAACUGUGGGGCCAAAGAGACGCUGGAGCCCCUGAUCCAGGCAGCACAGCUGCUACAGGUGAAGAAGAAGACCGACGAGGACGCAGAGGCCAUUUGCUCUAUGUGCCACGCCCUCACCACCUCCCAGAUUGUGAAGGUGCUGAACCUGUACACUCCGGUGAAUGAGUUUGAGGAAAGAGUGUCUGUCACUUUCAUUCGAACCAUACAGACCCGCUUACGAGAUCGAAAGGAAUCUCCACAGCUCCUGAUGGACACAAAACUCAUCUACCCUGUGACAUUCCCCUUCAACCCAUCGUCUCUGGCCUUGGAGACCAUCCAGAUCCCCGGCAGUUUAAAUCUAGGUUUCCUCACACGUGUCUAGAUGCCUCCCGUCCAUUACUUCCCCACAGCCAGCCUCGUCCCAGGUGUUGGGAAUAAGUGGCUCUUCUGAUGAGAGUUCUGUGGUGCCCACAAUGGUACCAAGUAAAAAAAAAAUUAAAUGUUAAGCCCUUUUAAUCAGCCCCCUUAACAGUGGUUAGGUGUUCAGUCUGAAACGGAUGGUGAUGAAAUGACAGAGAGCUGAUGAUGUGUGGAUCUCUGAUAGGAAGGCCACCCAGCAGUGGAGAAUUCAGAGGUGCUCUCUACCACACCUAUAAAAUUAUUGGUAUUAUCGUAUUAUCAUUAUUUAUUAUUACUAUUAUUAUUCGAGAAUAUUUGUAUUUAUUACCCAUAUCAUCCCAAACGUACUAAUGGAUUUGCCCAUAGUGGAAAAAUUUUGGAAUUGAUUGGCCAUCACAUCUCAAACUGGGGACAAAUUUGGAUGGUAUAUAUUGUAAUUUGUCUUAUAUUAAUGUCAGUAAGCUUUACAAUAUGUAGAAUAAGUAAAAAUGGUGCAUUAGUAAACUAUUUAAUGUAGAUGUUUAUUUCUUAGUUUAUGUAUUGAGACUUAGUACAUUUAGAUAGAAGCUAUGUCUUGUGUAACUUGUAUAUCCAAGAAUAUUGUACUUAGGCACGGCAGAGUUUAAGAUUAUUGUCCUCCUGAAUACAGAUACUGUUUACAUCUUAUGUUCACUGCAGGUAUUGUUGUCACUAUUUGAGGAAACCAUAAAGUUGAGAUUGGGGCCUCCACACAGCUCCACGUUAAAGUAUCUUUAACACAGUGUUUUCCAGCCCAGUCCUCUGGGACCCCCAGACUGCCCGCGUUUUUGCAAAAACGUGCCUGAGGAGCAGUUUGAGACACCGCUGCAGCCAGUGAAUAUAACUGGUCUGGGGGGUGGGGGCUUUAGCUAAUUGGAGCACACUCGUAGAUGCUGUGUGUCUGUGUACGCUUUGCUGUAACUCCUGCCGUUUCUGUGCAUACAGACUGAUCGUAGGUUACCGUUCCGGGGUGCGUUUUUCAAAUUUGGCCAUCAUGUUUGGAUUCCUCAAGGAGACUUAAACACAUUUUAAGCACAAAGGUACAUUGGUUUUGUUUUACAUGUAAGGUACCAAGCCAUUGGUUCUCAGCUUGGAGCUUUGGUUCUUGACUUAUUUCAGUAUUAAUGUUAUGAAACACAAAACUGUUAUGUUAGGAGCAUGUGUCAUGGAUGAAUGUUACCAAGAAAACAGUCUGAUAUUUUUUUUCUGAGAUGAUUGUUACCCUGAAUUUGCACUCUAGAAUUUAUGGUAAUGUUGUCACGCUUUCUGUAACUAGCAAAUCUUUGUGCUUCUUGGACCAAACCUCUACCGUUAUCCCUUAUUUAAUGUUAAAUGCAAAAUACAUGUACAAUAGUUGUGCCAGAAAUGGGUAUUUAUAUGAAGAACAAAUCUAAGACAUGUUGUUUGAUCUGUCUUUUGUUUGUUUACCCCCUUUUUGUUCUGUUUACAUUAUCAGAGGAUGUCAUACACAUGCGGGCCCCUGUAGCCCACAGAUUGGCCCUUUGUAGAUCAGCCAGCUGAUUGCUGAAACAAAACCAGCUCAGCCAUGUAACAAUAUGACCCAAAACGUCCAAAGAUCUGCACCACUGAUAAAUAUGCUAGCUUGAAUUGAUCGUUUUUAUAAACAGCAUAGGUAAUAAAUCAAAUCACAAGCCAUAUUAAUAACCCUAUGUAGUAUGAGGAGAAUGCGUAUUGUCGGUCAUUAGCCGUCCUGUAAAUAUAUUUCUAUCUAUUCAGGCAGUCACAAAAAAAAGUUUAUAGGCUGAAAAGUGAAUUAUUUAUAAAGGAGUUACAACGGCGAAAAACUGCGCUGGGUUUUUACAAAGCCCUGAGUUUUACAGAUGUACCGGAAGGACAUUGUACUCAACUGCUGACCACGUUAGUGUAUCUAUGUGCAAUGCAUAUCGGCUAAGUGCAUCAUACUGCAAAUAAUAUGUAACUUUUCCAUUUCAAUGUUUUGUUUGCGCACCAUGUUUUAUGUGUUUUAAUUUAAUGUAGUGUAGCACCACACAAUCGGUGACGUUUCUCUUUGUGAAGUGUUUUAUUACAAUGCUGGAAAGGGUUUUUGUUAAUAGUUAUGUUAUCGCCUGUUAAAGAUUGUUAGAUUUUGGUCUUGGGGUUCAUAACAAUGUAAGGUACCCCUCACGUUAGUGGUAUCUCUUUCUGCAAUUUUAAAAGAAUAUGCUAAGGAACUGGAAUAAAUGGUGGUUGAAGGUGUUUUCUGUAUAUACAGUUCAUGAUUUUAAAACUGAUGAUUAUUGCAGAAGUAACCACGUUUCUAGAAAUGCAAUCCUACUUAUACCUUGGCAUCAAAAUCUAAACCGGUCAACUCGACAAACUGUUAUAACUACUUCACAUUUCGCUGUAUGACUUGAUUUUAUUAAUACAUUAGGGUAAACAUCUGUUUGAUGAUUGAAUUUUACUUCGUUCAUUUUAUACGUUGCAUUAGCUUCUGCAUGAAAUUUCGGUGGUCAGCAGGUUAAUCCGAGCAAUGGCUGGGCUUCGCUUGGGUGUUUUUCUUAAUAUUUGAUUCUUAAGUCUUCACCUUUCAUUUCUGCCAGAAUUUAUACACUAAAUCCUGCAAAUGUCAGAGAUUGACUUCACAGUUUGAUUAAAUGUCAUUGAAAGCUCCUGAAGAGCAUUGACACCUUACACUGAAACAGGACUGCGUUACCGCCUGUAAAUGACUGAAUGAAUGGGAAAAGCCGCUCAAAUUCCCCAACAUGGACUCCAAUAAAAUCGGUAAUGGCUAUACUGCUAGAAACUGUAAGAAAAGAAAAAAAAGAUACCAGAACACCAGGAAUACCAUUCCAAUGUGUUUCUUGUCUGACCGAUGUUACCCAAAAAACUGGUCUUUCCAAGAACCAUUGUGCAAACGUGAAAAUCUGAAAUGUCUGUAAGUCACGGUGAUUGUAAUUAGCAACUGUGUUCAGUAUAGAAUAUAUAAGUUCGAAAUGUCCAAUCUGUAUAGAUAAAUAAAGGAAUCCUGCACUGUAUAUAGGAAA
Messenger RNA from Paramormyrops kingsleyae, 8473 nucleotides. The record is from RefSeq and is a predicted model, not a curated record. NCBI's taxonomy places the organism in Eukaryota, Metazoa, Chordata, Actinopteri, Osteoglossiformes, Mormyridae.